AUGGAAAUGGAAAUGGAAAUGGACAUCGACCUGAGCCCCGCACACCAGCGCUCCUCGCGCAAGCACCUACGAUCUAGCGACGACGAUAGCUGCGAUUGGAGCUCAGACGUCUCUGGACAAUUCGAUGAUGCCGAAGAGGCGCACGCAGACGACCACCGAUCGCCACCCACGAAGCUGACCAAACGACGUCGCUCGAACGACUGGCCAUUGCCCGAAGAAGCUGCUGAUUACGGAGCCCAUGAUCGCCGCACCCAUCGCAGUGAAAAUGGAAGUCGCAACGUGAGUGGAAAUGGCCCAGGCUACAAAGCCUCUCCCCGCGCUUCGCCUCGUGGGUCACUAGCUUCGCUGCGCGCCCGCCAUGCCGCGGCAUCUGCUUCCAGCCCCCGCCAUCCCCGAGGACGAACAUCACGAUUCGUCGAAGCGACUAUGAGUGAUAGUGUGAGCGAGAAACCACCCAGCAUCUACUUCCAGGAGCAGGAAAAUAAGAACGUUGGCCUGCAGCACCGCUCAUCUGGUAUCUUUCGUUUUGGGAAGGCCAUUGCCUCGGCGUUUAAUCCCUUCGGUGGAUGGGGGAGGAACUCUGAGGAAUCGCCGAAUAAGUCGCCGCAGAAGGAUGUCAUUCACCAGGCGGAGCAGGCAUACGCGGAAUUGAAAAAGGCCGGUUACAAGGGUACGAAUAAGGGCCAUUACACCGAGGAUCUUGGUGUCAACACUGCCCUCGCCGACCAGACCUGGCGAUCUAUUCAGCAAAAGAUGGAACAUGGUUCUCCAGUAAAAGAACCGUAUCGCCACCCAACUGAUCAAGGAAACCGUGGUGCAUCAUUACGCUCUGAGUCUUCAGCUUCCAAACGCUCCUCUCUUCAGGAUCUUCGCCUGCCGAAGUCAUUCUUCAAAUCCCACGGAUCGCCACCUGCUUCCUCAGCGGUGUAUUGCGAUAGAACUUCGGAUGAAUAUGAGCCGACUGGACUGCGUAAGCAGCCCUCCCGCAGGGAACUCUCGCGGCAGACCAAGCUGCUCAAAAAAGUAAGCAACCUCGAGGACAAGCUGCAACGUGCCCGGAGGGAGCUUCGUGACCUCACAGGUAACGAGGAGCGGAUCCCAGCACCUAUAGUCCAACCAAAGACUCUCAAUACCGAGAUGGAUCCCGCAUCGUUCCCAAGGAAGUUCGUCCCUGGAGCCCUUCCCACACUACCGUCGGAAAGGCUGCUGGAUCAAAAGGCCGCAGAAAACGAGGCGUCUAGAUCCGCAGCGGCCAAUGUGACGGCCCUGCCAUCAAUGGAUGACUGUGAAUCUUUUUCAUUUGAUGAAUCACAAUUACCUCCAACCCCGGCUAAUGCCCAAAGUCCAAAAUGGCGCUCCAAAGGGACACAACCGUCGUCAAUGGGUAAGGACCGCUCUUCCCGUAAACGGAAGUCUUCCAUUCCUGAAUCUAUCGAUAGUGGGAACCCUACUCAGCCCAGUCCGACGAAAGGCCUCCAUAAUCAUGAACGGGACUCCGAACUCGAGGUUCUGAUUGACUCCGGUCUCCUUAGCCCACCCGGAAAAGCGAAAUGGCCGAAAUCCGAAGCCGGCGAGAGCCCCGGCUCAGCCAAGCGCAAGCAGACCAUCGACCACGCAGCUCCCCCGACCGAGCACGAAGAGAAGGAGGCAGGAGGAAGUUCAAGUGCUACGCGCAACAUCAAAAGGUCCCCCUACGUUCAACCCCGAAAAGUCUCCGGAACCACCCGCUCACCAAGUUCCAAGCCCACAACCCCUCUCCGCAUGAGAAAGAGCCAGACCAGUGUGCGCCCCGCAUCUUCGCCUGCCGCUGCCUCUGACGACGAUUCUCGCUCCAAUAUCUGGUCUACGCCUCUCCCUGCUCUACCAAAUGACUCCCACCGCGAAGCCUUCUACCACCACCCACAGCGCCAGCUCAAUCCUGAUCGUAGCCCUCGCACCCCGACACGGUCGAAGACGUCUCCUAGUCGGAGGCGGUCUGGGUAUCUCUGUGACGACGAUAUCCCGCCCGUACCGCCCCUCCCUGAAGAACUGCGCUCGAGUGCUGCCAAGGUCAAGGUCAAUGUGAAUAAGUCGCCUAAAAAGAGACCUGUGUCUGCCCCAGUGUCUGCGCCUGUGCUUUCUCCAUCGUCGGCUUCUGGUCAGGAGUCUUUGAUUUCGGGCCUAGAGGAUUACCGGUGGCCUGAGGAUAUCUUCUGA
Penicillium expansum is the source of this 2196-nucleotide messenger RNA. RefSeq names its product putative nuclear RNA binding protein. Bases 1 to 2196 code for a protein of 731 amino acids. The record is from RefSeq and is a predicted model, not a curated record. The transcript has a single exon. NCBI's taxonomy places the organism in Eukaryota, Fungi, Ascomycota, Eurotiomycetes, Eurotiales, Aspergillaceae.